Messenger RNA from Penicillium pulvis, 360 nucleotides. RefSeq lists its product as uncharacterized. Bases 1 to 360 code for a protein of 119 amino acids. The record is from RefSeq and is a predicted model, not a curated record. The transcript has 2 exons. NCBI's taxonomy places the organism in Eukaryota, Fungi, Ascomycota, Eurotiomycetes, Eurotiales, Aspergillaceae.
AUGUCUGGUCAAUCUAGCGUCGGCAACCGUGCUAUCUAUGAAGCCGGUGACCAGCGCAACGUGCCUCAGUCCGAGAUCAACGAGCGCGAGCGUUACAAGGAGGGCGAGCCCGGUAGCCACAAGAACCUGGACUCCAAGGACCAGCGCUCUAUUGCCAACAAGCUUGCCUCCCAAGGCGGCAAGCCCGAUUCUUCGCACCACCACAACAACGACGUCAACGAGGAGGCUGAGCUGAGCAAGCAGGACCCUACCAAGCCUGCCAAGCUCCAUGGAAAUGCUCCCUCGAAGGGCGCUAAGAUCGAUGCCGAGUUGCAGGCUGAGGAUGAGCAGCGCCUGCGUGAGAAGGGCAUCAAGAAAUAA